GUAUCAUUCCCUGUAAAAUUCAGCCUCGUCCCAUUAAUUGCCUGCGCGUGCGCGCGAGUAGGCGUGUGUUUACGCGCACGGUGCACGAGUGUGUGCAUACCGAUUCCGCUUCAAUUUCCCACAAUUCUCCUCUCGGCUCACGGCGCGAAGGGCGGAGGGUGAACGAAUGAACCGGGGUAGAGCGGCGGCUCUGUCAGGGAACACAAGCCCACGCACGGCGUAUGCAACCCGCGUAACCAGGCCAGCGAGGAACGGCUUCCUACUGUAUAAUUUACCAUGACAACCGAAUCAGGCUCAGACUCUGAGGCCAAGCAGCAGCAACAAGUGGAGGGCACAGAGACGCCCAAAGAGAACCUAAAAGCUGCUGAACCCGCCUCGCUUCACGACCAGCCUGAGCAGUUACCCGCCGCCGUGGGACAUAGCACGCCGGCCAGGAAAGAACAGGACACACAAGAAGAUCAAGAGUCACGCCAGUCAUCUUCCAGUCGUUUGUCCAGGUCUCCUUUAAAAGGAGUGAAGAAGGUCAAGAUCAUGCAAUGUAAGGUGACGUUACCAGACGGCUCUGACUACACAGUCAGUGUAGAGAAACGUGUUAAGGGCCAGGUUCUCUUCGAUAAAGUGUGUGAUCACCUCAAUCUGUUGGAGAAGGACUACUUUGGCAUUACAUACAGAGAUGUGGAAAAACAGAAGAAUUGGCUGGAUCCUACCAAGGACCUGAAAAAGCAGAUCAGAACUGGCCCCUGGAACUUUGCAUUUAAUGUCAAGUUCUACCCUCCCGAUCCUUCCCAACUAACCGAGGAUAUCACAAGGUAUUACCUGUGCCUGCAGCUCCGAGAUGAUGUGGUUUCGGGCCGCCUCCCCUGUUCAUUCGCCACCCACACCGUUCUGGGCUCAUACACUGUGCAGUCAGAGUUGGGUGACUACGACCCAGAUGAGCUGGGAAGCGACUACAUCAGCGAGCUACGCUUCGCACCCAACCAAACCAAAGAGCUGGAAGAGAAAGUCAUGGAGCUCCACAAGACCUAUAAGGGGAUGACGCCGGCCGAAGCAGAAAUACAUUUCUUGGAAAAUGCAAAGAAGCUGUCCAUGUACGGUGUGGAUCUCCACCACGCCAAGUUGGUAGGGCAUCUCUAUCAAGGCUUGGCUCGCACUGAGGGGGAGGACUCAGAGGGUGUGGAAAUCAUGUUGGGAGUGUGUGCCAGUGGUCUCCUGAUCUACAGGGACAGGUUGCGCAUCAAUCGGUUUGCCUGGCCUAAAAUCCUCAAGAUCUCCUAUAAGAGGAACAAUUUCUACAUUAAAAUCCGCCCCGGCGAGUUUGAACAGUUUGAAAGCACCAUCGGCUUCAAGCUUCCCAACCACCGUGCUGCCAAACGGCUGUGGAAGGUAUGCGUCGAACACCAUACCUUCUUCAGGCUCGUGUCCCCUGAAGCGCCCCCAAAGAAGUUCCUCACCCUCGGCUCCAAGUUCCGUUACAGCGGCAGGACACAGGCUCAAACUCGCAGAGCUAGCUCGCAGAUCAUUCGACCUGCGCCCUUUUUUGAGCGCUCUGCCAGCAAACGUUACAAUAUGUCACGUAGCUUGGAUGGGGCACCAAUCACAGAGAACCACGAGACCCUGAUGAAUGACAACGAUGGAGCAGCCAAUUCCAGAGGCGGCAUAAUUACAACGGUGACCACGGAAAAAAAGGCUGAGGAAGAGAAAGCGGAGCAGGAAGAUGCCCGUGCAGACACGACAGAAGCGGCCGCUGGCACCACACCGACACUCAAACAAGAAGCAAAGCGCUCCCUCCGCGCGUUCACCACUAGCCCCCUCGGCUCUGAGCUCUCACUUCCCUCAUCCCCCGUGUCAUCAACAAAAGUUCGGCGGCGGCGCAAGGAGGACGCGCGCAAGCGGGCCUCCUCUGUGAGCCCAGUCAAGGACAGUGCCGGCCGUCUCCGCCAGCAGGCCCGCUCGGAGCGACAAGCGGCCCUGCUGGCGGAGCGGGCAUUGCUGCUGUCGGCCCGUAAACAGCGGCUGGAGCAGAGCGGCAGGGCGCGCGGUGGCACGCUCUUCUCUUUCUCCCUGCACCUGCCUGACCUCUCAGCUAUCCUAGACGAGGAUGGCUACCUUAGUUUCCCUGACCUGUCGGAGAUGCGCUUCCUGCCCGAGUGCGCACAGAACUUUGUGCCCAUCAAGUCACCGUCGCUCAUCCCCUGCUUCCUCUUCAUCUUCUUCUUCCUGCUCUCUACCUCCUUCUCUGUGCCCUACGCCCUCACUCUCUCUUUCCCUCUGGCGCUGUGCCUCUGCUACCUGGAGCCCAAGGCAGCCUCGCUGACCACCUGCAUAGCCCAGGGCUACCAUGACCAUGACAGUUCUGAGGAAGAGCAGACUGACAGCGAACAAACUGACUUUGCUUUUGACGGAGAUGUGACAGCUACUGAGUCUGAUGCGGACGAAGACUCGGAAUUGCGCACUCAGGACACCGAGCCCCCCACUGAGAUGGUCAAGCACCAAACCAACAUCAGUGAGUUGAAGCGCUCCUUCCUGGAGACAGACACCGGCAUACCAGGCCUCACCGAGUGGGAGAGGAGGCUCUCCUCAUCCCCGGCGCGUUCGCCCCGAGCGGACGAGGCGCCUAUGAUAGAACCUCUGGACCUGCAGGAUGAAAAAAUUGAAGACUCCAUCACAGAUGAAGCAAAGGUGGAGCCGAUAGUGACUGAGGCGGCGGGAUAUCUGCUGAAUUGCGCUGCAGAUAGUACACUAGUGGACGUCGUGCUGCCCUCAGGGCCACAGGGGAUUAGCCCAUCGCCCGCUACAGAUGACGACGUUUUCACAGCGGAGGAGAGAAGUCCGGACUCCCAGUACGAGUUGUCUGAAAAGUCCCUGGCUCAACUGAGCCCGGGUUCCGUCAGGGAGGAAGUGUCCCAAGCCAUCACCGACAAGAGAGGCAUGCUCAUCAUUUUGAAGGAGGCCGAGGCACAAGGCAAAGAAGAGUUGGGACAUCUCCUCAUGACCAAGAUGGAGGCGCUGCUAGAAGACACCCCAGAGAUCAAAAGCUCACCCAAGAAAGCAAUGGCAUCGUGGGUGUCUGAAGUGGCGAGAGCAGAAGAGUCCGAAGUCUUCGGCGUGCUGACGGAGGAGAUGACGAAGACUUUUGAGGAGCCAAAGCCCGACAUGGCUCAGAUUAUACUUCCGGAGACCGCAACUUUAGCAGUGGUAACUUCAACUCUCGGAUGGGUUUCUCCUUCAGUGACUUCUGAAAAGGCUUCACCUGAGCCAGAGCAGAAGAUGGUUGUUGACGUGGAGAAUGACAAAGUGCCGGAAAACUCUACACAGGGAACUGACGACGACCAGGUCUGUGCCAAAGAGAUGCCCCUAGUUCAUACGGAGACCAAAACCAUUACAUAUGAGUCUGGAGUGGGCGAUGUAAAUGGCGACGCAGACCCCGGGGUGUUGCUGAGCGCCCAGACCAUCACCUCAGAAACCACCAGCACUACCACCACCACACACAUCACAAAGACUGUCAAAGGAGGCAUUUCAGAGACGAGAAUCGAGAAAAGGAUCGUCAUCACAGGAGACUCCGACAUUGACCAUGAUGAGGCUUUGGCUCAGGCCAUAAAGGAGGCUAAAGAGCAGCAUCCUGACAUGUCAGUGACCAAAGUAGUGGUACAUAAAGAGACAGAGAUCACGCCAGAGGAGGGGGAGGACUGACCCAGGUGUAACGACGACAUCUCAAAAUUCCACAUUUGACGGCGGGACCUGAAACUAUUCAUCUCCCUUUCUCUUCCUCCAGCUUGCCCGCUAGUCGCCACCAUCCUACCCGCAGAAGUUAGAAAGAAAAAAAAGAAGGAACGCAUGCGGCAAAGGACGCAAUAUGGCAUUAUUAUUACCAUCACACACACAUGCAAGAUUAUCCCGGAAAGCUGUACGAUUUUAAAAAAGUAAUAAUGAUAAUUAAAGCAAGUUGCUUUCACUGCCUUAUGACUUUAAAGUGUUUCAUGAGAGUCAAUUCUUGUAGCCAGCUUUUUUUUUUUAAAUUUAUGAAGUAAAAGCCAUCACUCCAGACAGAAGCUGCGUAUACGGUUAGCACGUGCACUAUUUAACCUUCCAGUCGAUGGAUUUCCCGUCAGGUAUGCCACUAAAUAAAAACAGUCCGUUUUUUUUAAUUUGUUUUUAAAUCUUUUAUCAUUGUUGAUUUUUUUGUUUUGUUUUGUUUUUUUACUUGAACCGCAUUUUUUUUUAACAAUAAUAAAGGUUUUUUUUUUUGCACAUUGGCAUAGACAUUACAAUGAGGCUUUUCAUCGGCAAGACGCCAAGGAAAUCAUUUGAAAGUGCCUGCGCAGGCUUUGAAUGUUUCCGCUGUACGCCGCCCACUCAUAGCGCCACCUGUCUCCAUUGCCAAGUAUGUUUACUCCCGAUGGGUGGGAAAAGUGGCCGAUGUGUAUCUGUUUUGAAUUGCAGUUUCUGUCUCCGGUUAAUAAAAUAUCAUCAC
Molecule: messenger RNA, 4471 nt
Organism: Corythoichthys intestinalis (scribbled pipefish)
Lineage: Eukaryota; Metazoa; Chordata; Actinopteri; Syngnathiformes; Syngnathidae
Product: band 4.1-like protein 3
Exons: 26
Coding region: 277-3690 (1137 amino acids)
Biological process (GO): cortical actin cytoskeleton organization
Cellular component (GO): cytoskeleton; plasma membrane
Molecular function (GO): structural molecule activity; actin binding
Source: RefSeq, a predicted model, not a curated record